Messenger RNA from Rubroshorea leprosula, 699 nucleotides. NCBI's taxonomy places the organism in Eukaryota, Viridiplantae, Streptophyta, Magnoliopsida, Malvales, Dipterocarpaceae. The record is from the annotation of a GenBank genome assembly.
GAUUUCCUAAUUUGCAUUUCUCAGCCUCAAAAAUUGUCCUCAAAUCUGAAAGCAUAAUCUUAUAAAGGGCUCACACCUUUUCCUCCAUCUUCUCCAUAGCCUCGCUCAAUCGUCCCAACAACUUCUUGAGGAAUAAUUAUAAUGGGAGGCUGCGCGAGCAAACCCAAGGAUUCAGAGUUCCGCUCUGAGUACCGCCCUCCACGUGAGGUUCCUCCACCUCCCGCGCCCGAGAUGGCUGAGCCAGAGAACAAGCCCACCACUCAGGAGAAGAUUGAGAAUGAAGGUGAGCAAGAGAGAGACAGACAGGUUGAAGAACCAUUGGUAGAUCUUUCUAAACCAAAAAAUGAGGCUCCAAUUUUAUCGUUCUCAGCAGCUCCAGCUGCUACUGCUACCGAGGUAGUCGUGGCCAAAUUGAAGGAGGAGGAGAUUGAAGAGCCGAGGAAUGAGGCGACAGAUGACAAAUUAUCCAUGAAGGAAGAUAAAAAUGAUAUCGCGCCUCUUGUCCAAUUGAUGUAAAACUUCUUUGCCGUAACAUGCCAUAUGCAUUGGCAUCAUUUGAUUGAUUAAUUUAAUGUCUCCAGUUGCUAGGUCUCUUUGUAACAUUAAGUGCAACAAUUGAACAUACCAUUCUUUAGUAGUAAACUUGAUUUAUUGAUUUAUUUAUUUGUCUGUUUUGAUAAAUAAAUUGUUGUUUUCCUU